CACCAACUUCCGAAGUCAAAAGCACCAACUCCAGUCGACUUCCUCGCGCUGCUGGUUCCAAAAUAUAUGCAUUCAAAAAGUUCGUUCAAGUGUAUAAAUUUAGUAAAAACUUCAACUUUAAUUACUAAAUUUAGGUUUAAUUUAUAAUAAAAAUGUAAUAACAUUUUGAGCAAUUGUAGAAUGUUUUGCAUGUUUUGCUACAACUCUUUAAAUUCACGGUAGGAAAUUGUCCUAUAAGGAGUUAGGAUUUCUACCAAAUGUCGUAAAUACUUCCCUCGCGACAGAGAUGCGUCGAAGCUACACGCUGCGAUUUCUAUUUCUAACUGCGACGUGUGCCGUAAUCAUAGUUGGUUUACAUUUUUACAUGUACAUCUACAAUAAGCGGAGCAGUCAGGACAAUAGUGGUCAAAUUAUCGUGGACAAACAUCAGCCUAGCAGUUUCAGAUUGUUCGAGGAACGCUUUAGCAAAACGGACCAAGUAUCAUCCCAAGAAGGGCAGGAGGCGGAGUGGAAACAUGAUCCACGAGGCAACUUGAAGCACAAGAUUGUGCACCUGGACCUCAAAGGGAUGCCUCUCACGGUCAAAGCGUUUGAGAGUCUGUUCCCAUUGCUGGCAAAGACUGGAGCUACCGGGGUUCUCAUGGAGUACGAAGAUAUGUUCCCGUAUGAAGGAAAACUCGAGUUAAUUUCAAAUAAGGAAGCCUACAGCCGAGAUGAUAUUACAAGAAUUUUAGAACUGGCAGAGUCAAGCAAUUUGAAGGUAAUUCCUUUGAUUCAAACAUUUGGCCAUUUGGAGUUUGUGCUCAAAUUGUCGGAAUUUGAAAAAUUGCGUGAAGUUCCCAAGUACAUGCAAGUAAUUUGUCCAACGAAUAACGACUCCGUCAUUGUACUCAAGGACAUGGUAGAUCAAGUUAUGGCCCUACAUCCAAAAAUUGAAUAUUUUCACAUCGGAUCGGAUGAAGUCUAUCACAUUGGUCAGUGUCCUUUGUGCACGGGGCUAAUGAACAAAAUUGGGAUUGACGAAUCACAAUUGUUUCUGCGACAUGUGUCAUUCAUUGCGGAGUACGUCAAGAAUAAAUACAAAGUUCAACCUUUAAUGUGGGAUGAUGAAUUUCGAAAGCUGGAUGAAGUUUCUAUCCAAAAGUCUGGAAUAGGAAACUUGGUCGAAAUUGUUGUGUGGAACUAUAAUCCAGAUAUUGAAAACCAUUUACCUCGGACAAUGUGGGAAAAAUAUUCUCGUAUCUUUAAAUCCGUUUGGGUUGGUAGUGCUUUCAAGGGUGCCAAUAAGCCAAACUCUGCCGUCGUGAACGAAACCUUAUAUCUCGGAAACCACUACGCAUGGCUUAGAACGAUGCAAGACUUUGAAAAACUGUUGACAUUUAAGGGCAUAAUUCUAACCGGUUGGCAGAGAUAUGAUCACUUUUCCGGUUUUUGCGAACUAUUACCCAGUGCAAUCCCUUCAUUGGCAGCAUGUAUGACACUCUUAACUGCGCCUACUAUCCAGCCGAUGAGCAAAAUCCUUAUGGAGACUUCAUUGAAAUUGCAUUGUGCAAAUUUUUUAAAUAUUUGCAAAUUUCCUGGGUCCAUACUCCACCAAGAAAUUAUCCAACUUGAAUUUUAUAAGGAAAGCUUUAAGAAGCUGAAAGAAAAACACGUGUUUUUGGGAUGGGCAGAGGAAUCAAAUUUGCGACACCGUUUUUCAAGUCCUUCUCACAUCGAACUUAUCUUCCAAGAAAUCAAUUCCAUAAAAGUGGACCUUGACCGAUCUCGAGUGACUCUAGUUCAGGCCUUGCAGGAAUUGUAUCCCCAGUGGUCCGUUGAUGAGUGGAUGUCAUCCAGAUUUGAGCCAUUCUUUAAUAAAGUCCAACAUGUUCACACUGGUCUGACAAACAUACUGGAGAUGAAUACAUUCCCCCGCAGGCCGCUGGAAAACCAAGUACAAGACCUUUAGCAGCAUAUAUACAUCCUACCGUUUUAUUCAUAUAUAGGAUGAAACCCCGAACCCCAACCCUGCAACUAAUUCUGAACAAUGGAUUUCCUUCAACGAACCUAAAUGAUGCAUGCCAAAUUAGAGGCAGGACUAUUAAGGAAUCGAUUGUAGAAACUAAUGGGACUUGUUCCGACGACAAAUAACUUAAAUGAUGCAUACCGGGCAAUAAAGUGAUAACACUCGUCAAAUGUAUACAUACGUUUCUGUAUUUGCUAAUUUUAAUUGUAUGAAAUAUAUACAAAGUUUUAAGUUUCUUAAA
Molecule: messenger RNA, 2249 nt
Organism: Folsomia candida
Lineage: Eukaryota; Metazoa; Arthropoda; Collembola; Entomobryomorpha; Isotomidae
Product: hexosaminidase D
Exons: 6
Coding region: 287-1951 (554 amino acids)
Biological process (GO): carbohydrate metabolic process
Molecular function (GO): hexosaminidase activity
Source: RefSeq, a predicted model, not a curated record